AUGGCCGAUGUUCGCGCCCUCCUACGGCAGCAGCGCGCGGCCCGCCGGGUAGAACACCCCCAUGCUUUGUAUUCGGACGCCGGCAAACUCGUGUGCACCGUGUGUAACGAGCAGGUCAAAACCGAGUCUCUUUGGGACAAGCAUCUUCGGAGCGCCGGCCAUCGACAACGGCUACAAAGCAUACACCAAUCCUCGACCAAGAACGGAUCCAAUGGCUAUGCUGGAUUUGUAGACCAAGGCUCUGAAGCGACGGGCCCAACCAACAAGCGCAAACUGGCCGAUUCAGACGAGGACAUGGCCGACGCGGACGAAACAAUAUCCCGAAAGAAACGUACCAAACCCGACGGCUCGCCAACAGAACACUCUCAACAAGGAACCAGGACACCAGCAAAGAAAGACGACGGCGGAAACCCGACUACACCACCUCUCUCUCGCAGAACCUCAGGCACACCCACCGCCGGCGUCGAGAUGCAGAUCGCGUCCCGCCCAGCAACACCCGGCCCGGGCGGAACAGGGACACCCAUGGCCACAACCCCUCGGGCAGCCCCCGUCGGCCGAUCGCCAUUGAUACCCGACGAGGCCACCACUUCACAACAAGACUCGAUCCGAGGCCCAAGGCCGGCCGCACAACCAGCACCUGCCACAACCACAGCUACAACCGCCACCACAACGGUAGACGAAAAGGAAUGGGCCGCCUUCGAAGCCGACCUCAUCAACGACAAACCCCCCCAGACCAACACCAAACCCGCCGCGGCAGCAGCACUACUAGCCAGCGACGCGGUGAUCUCGGCCCCCGUCAUGAGCGCGGCCGAGAUCGCGGCCAAGUCGGAGGAGGAAGAGCGGGCGCGGCGGCGGGCGCUGGUGGACAUACAGAUCGAGGACGAGAAGGAGGAGGCGACGCGGGCGCUGGAGAACGAGUUCGAGGUGAUGGAGGAGCUGGAGGCGAGGGCCAAGAAGCUGCGGGAGCGGCGCGAGGCGCUGCGGGUGCAGAGUAAUGGCGGGACUGCAGUGGCGGCGGCGCCGGUGGGGGUGGGGGUGGUGGUGGGUGCUGGGGGGAAGGGUGCUGCUGCUUCUGGGGAGGGGAAGGAGAAUGCGGCUGUGGAAGAGGAGGAGGAUGAUGAGGACGACGAGGAUGAUUGGGACGGGUUCCGAUUCCGCGCAUAA
Molecule: messenger RNA, 1164 nt
Organism: Chaetomium globosum CBS 148.51
Lineage: Eukaryota; Fungi; Ascomycota; Sordariomycetes; Sordariales; Chaetomiaceae
Exons: 1
Coding region: 1-1164 (387 amino acids)
Biological process (GO): nuclear DNA replication; mitotic DNA damage checkpoint signaling; mitotic DNA replication checkpoint signaling
Cellular component (GO): spliceosomal complex; nucleus
Molecular function (GO): zinc ion binding; nucleic acid binding
Source: RefSeq, a predicted model, not a curated record